AUGUUUGCCCUGCUAAGUUCAGCAGAAGUGCGACCCUACCUACAGCACAAACGGGCACAUACGGGCGAGAAGCCACACAAGUGCAAUGUCUGCUCUGCAGAGUUCGGCCGUAGCGAUAGCCUACUGGAUCACAAGCGGACGCAUACGGGCGAGAAGCCAUACAAGUGCGAUGCCUGCCCGGCAGAGUUCAGUGAGAGACAGAGUCUGCAGCAGCACAAGCGGGGGACACACAGGCGAGAAGCCAUUCAAGUACGAAAGUUCAGCCAGAGCAGACACCGACAGAGUCACAGACAGACAUACUCGAAGCCGUACAGGAGCAUUCCCUGUUCUGCAAAGUUUGAGGUAUUGCCAAACCUGGAGCAUUACAAGUGGACGUACGUGGUUGUGAAGCCCUACAAAAUGCAACUUGUGUUAUGCAGAGAUCAGUCACGGGACCAACAGCGCCAGCCAGACGACCGAAUAGCUGCUGGCUGA
Molecule: messenger RNA, 474 nt
Organism: Ornithodoros turicata
Lineage: Eukaryota; Metazoa; Arthropoda; Arachnida; Ixodida; Argasidae
Product: zinc finger protein 554-like
Exons: 2
Coding region: 1-474 (157 amino acids)
Biological process (GO): regulation of transcription by RNA polymerase II
Molecular function (GO): RNA polymerase II cis-regulatory region sequence-specific DNA binding; DNA-binding transcription factor activity, RNA polymerase II-specific
Source: RefSeq, a predicted model, not a curated record